AUGAAUCCUUCAAUAACUAUUGCUCUACUCAUAGGAGUGGCACUCAUGGCAAUGUUUAUAAAUCCUAUACAAUCAGAAUCAAUGCGAAGCAAACGAUGGACAUUUAAUACUUGGCGAUUGCACGGUGGUCGAUAUGCAUCUCACACUACAUCAUUCAAUCCUAAUAUUGUUCCUCAUUAUUCUACAAUAUUCGCUGAUGUCAAUGAUCAAGAUCAACUUCUUAAUGUUGACAACGAUAAUGAUGAUCCUACAAUUAAAAUACUUACACGUCAGCUACGUUUUUGCCAGCUAUUAGAUCUCGCACACAAAAAAGACGAUUAUAGUGAUUAA
Molecule: messenger RNA, 330 nt
Organism: Rotaria socialis
Lineage: Eukaryota; Metazoa; Rotifera; Eurotatoria; Philodinida; Philodinidae
Source: the annotation of a GenBank genome assembly